AAAUGAUGUGAAGGGUGUCAAAACAUAUCCGAGCGGAGACAUUUACUCGUAUCAUAAUCCUGUUGUUGUGAAUGUAAGGUUUAUGGCACGAAUCAGUGGAAGAAGGAGUCAAUGUCACUCACAUAUGUUUGACGUACGAGUGGCAAAAGCAUUACAGGUUUCCUCAACAAUUGAACCAUCCAAGACCGUGUUUCACAAAAUAACACAUAUCAUAGCGAAU
Gryllus bimaculatus (two-spotted cricket) is the source of this 220-nucleotide messenger RNA. Lineage: Eukaryota; Metazoa; Arthropoda; Insecta; Orthoptera; Gryllidae. The record is from the annotation of a GenBank genome assembly.